GAGUUGACUAAACGCCAUUGGAGCUCUCUUCUACUUACAGAAACCUGCUUCCACUGUGAGUGAGUGUGUUGACUAGAUAAUUCAUCCAUGCAUUCUUCCGAUGCAAACAUCCAUGGCCUGCCUUUGAAGCCGCCAUCUUCAUCAUCAACGUCUUGGAAAUACGAUGUAUUCUUGAGCUACAGGCCGAAAGAUACUCUCAAAACCUUUACUGGUCAUCUCUACACGGCUCUAGAUCRUGCUGGAAUUCGCACUUUCAUGGGUUAUCACAACGAUGAACUGYCAAUAGGUUCCGAUGUUUCAUUGGAAUCGAYAAAAGCGAUAGGAGAAUCCAGGGCUUCGAUUAUCGUGUUUUCGAAAAACUAUGGUUCUUCGAGCAGGUGCUUGGAUGAGUUGGUGAGGAUAAUCGACUGUAAGAGAAAGGUUGGGCAAUUGGUUCUUGCUAUAUUUUAUGAUGUUAGUCCGAUUGAUGUGCGGGAGGGUUUUGGAGGUGCUUUUGAUGCUAGAAAUUUCUCGGAAUGGGAUCUGAAUGUCAUCUCGGACGGGCAUGAGGCUAAAUUUAUCCAAAAAAUUGUUGGGCAUGUUCGUCAUAAAGUAAGACGUAUAAAGUUACAUGUCGCCAAACACCCAGUGGGACUGGAAUCUCGUGUUGAAUACUUGAAUUCGUUAUUAAGAAUUGGAUCAGGCGAUGUCCGCAUGGUUGGCAUCUAUGGUAUGGGUGGCAUAGGCAAAACAACAAUCACGAAAGCUUUCUACAAUAUGGCUUUCUAUCUCUUUGAAGGCAGCUGCUUUCUUGCAAAUGUCAGAGAAGAGGCUGAACGUCCAAAUGGUAUAGCGCGUUUACAAGGACAACUUUUAUGUCAACUGCUUGGGGAAAAUAAUUUGAAGGUUGCUAAUGAACAUAUAGGGAUCAGUAUUCUUGAAGAAAGAUUCCGUKCCAAAAGAGUUCUCAUUGUUCUUGAUGACUUGGAUCAACUUAAUCAAUUASAGAGUUUAGCAGGACAACGCCAUUGGUUUGGUUCAGGAAGUCGAAUUAUAAUAACGACAAGAAAUGAGCAUCURCUGAUUCAAGCAAGAGCUGAUGACAGAUAUGAAGCCAAUAGAUUGAACAAAGUCGAGUCUUUGAGCCUUUUUUGUUGGCAUGCUUUUCAGAGAACCAUUCCGCUGAAGAAUUAUAUGCAUCUUUCUGAUGGAAUUGUAAGUUAUGCUGCAGGUGUUCCCUUAGCUCUUGAGGUUUUAGGAUCUUCUUUGAUGGGAAGAACCAUGGCACAGUGGAACAAUACACUUGAGAAAUUACAGCUGACUCCUGAUAAGAAGAUCCAAAGCAUCCUACGAAUAAGCUUUGAUGCAUUAGACGAUGAUGAUGUAAAGAAUAUCUUUCUUGAUAUUGCAUGUUUUUUCAAUGGAAUGGGCAUUGCACCUGUAAUGGAUAUUUUCAAGGCUUGUGGUUUCUUCCCAGAGGUGGGAAUCAGGAUUCUAAUUGAUAAAUGUUUACUUAGAUUUUUUGAGGGUACAUUUAGGAUGCAUGACUUACUACGGGAUAUGGGAAGACAUGUUGUUCGUUCGAAAUUCCCUAAUGAGCCUGGCAAGCAUAGCCGGUUAUGGUUGCAUAAAGAUGUAUAUGAAGUGCUUACAAAACACAAGGGAACAAAUGAAAUUGAAGGCAUCAUCCUGGAUCCACCAAUGCAAAUGCUUAUCAGUACGCUAGCAUUUGCAAAGAUGCACAAGUUAAGAUUGCUUCAGAUAGAAAAUGCACAGCUCAGUGGAAGCUUUGAAGGUUUAUUCAAAGAGCUAAGGUGDCUUUCUUGGCAUCACUCCUCAUUGGAAAGUUUACCGAUUGACUUUCAUCCAGAAAAACUUACAUUCCUUGAUAUGCAGAACAACAAUAUGAAUGUAGUGUGGCAUGGUAUUAAGGUAUGGCACCCCACUUGCAAUGUUAAUUUGUUUCUUCAAGAUAAAAAAAUGUUCAAAUUUCGUUUUACAGAAACUUCACUACAGCUCCUUACAAACUUGAAGGUCCUUGAUCUCAGCCAGUCUAAAGUGAUGACUUCGACUCCAGACUUUUCUGGUACACCAAAUCUUGAAAAGUUGACACUUUUUGAUUGCACAAGUCUGUUGAAGGUUCAUCCAUCAAUUGGAUGCUUGGGUAGGCUUACUGAGUUGAGAAUGGAAGGUUGCAGUACCCUUCAUGGUCUUCCAAGUAGCAUCUGCAAUGCAGUAUCACUUGAGAAACUAAUGCUUAGUGAUUGCAAAAGUUUCGAACAAUUGCCUGAAGAUUUGGGGAGUCUGAAGUGUUUAAGGGUGCUCCAUGUUGAUCACACUGCAAUUAAGACAUUACCCGAUUCAAUCGGGCUUCUGUGUAACCUCAACGAGCUGCAGUUAAAUUUCUGCCCACGCCUUGUUGCUCUUCCAAGUAAUAUUUGCAAAUUGAGAUCUCUUCAAACACUAUUUGUCACUGCUUGCUCAAAUUUGGAGCAAUUUCCUUUGGAAUUGGGUAAUAUGGAGUGCUUAAGAGAGCUUCAUGUUGGUGGAACUGCAAUCAGACAUUUACCUGAUUCAAUUGGACUUCUGAAGAACAUUACAGUAAUAUCUGGGCAUGGGAAUUGCAGAAGUUUAGCGACCAAAUCUCAUUUCCCAUCCUUCCAGUUUCUGGCAUUACCUCGAUCUUUGAAUACUACUAGUUUUCUGCCACCAUCCGUAUCUGGCUUACAUUCAUUGUCGGAGUUAGAUCUUAGUUACUGCAGUCUCUCUGAUGGGGAUAUUCCGGAUGAUCUCGGGGGAUUAUCCUCGUUGCGUGUUCUGGAUUUACGUAAAAACAGAUUUUGUCUGCUGCCCUCCAGCCUUGGUCAGCUAACAAGCCUAAAAAAACUUUUUUUGAGUCGUUGCUGGAAACUUAAAUCAAUCUUGGAAUUCCCUCCCAAUCUUCGUCGCCUAAUUGCAAGGGAUUGCAGAGCAUUGGAAAACAUUCCUGAUCUAUCGAAUAUGAAGUUCUUAAAAUAUUUAGAUCUUGAGAGCUGCUGCAAAUUGGUUAAUAUCUUGGGCCUGGAGAACCUCAAUUGUGUGCAAGAAAUUAAUAUGGAAGGCUGCCAUUAUCUGUCCACCAGUUUUGCUUGCAGUUUGUUUCAGGGAUACUCUGGCCGUUACCUGAACUGUAAUCUUCACCUUCCAAGACGGGAGAUUCCACAUUGGUUUGAUCAUCAAARWCUUGGCUCUUCCRUUUCUUGCAUUGUUGAAACUGAUUCUGUUGAAUUGACUCUGUGGGUUGAUUAUAUACAAGAGGGCAAAGAAGWGAAAUSGAAUGGACCCGUUAUGGAGUAUAUMAGUGYKGUUCUGAACAACCAGACAAAUGGUAUAAAGUGGUUCCACUAUGGAUACCCAUGUAGAGCUUUUGAGCCUGAAGCAAAGACAUGGGUAAAUUAUGGACCUCAACCUUACCCGUUGAAAUCUGGAGACCAGAUUGAAGUUUCCUUCGAAACCCGUGGAAAUUUGAAGGUGGAGAAGUGUGGUAUUCAUCUUGCGUAUAAAUCAAUCAUCAAGGCAACUGAACGAUCUUCACYGGUCACAACAGAAAUAGAUGGGGAUAUCAGUGCUCUUGAAAUAAGCUGCAACGAGAACAAAGUUUCUAAAAGCAGUCCUCUUGCAACAAGUUGUGCAGCGUUACAGAUUUACAGUUCUUGUAAUAUUCUACAGUUCCUUGCAAACUUGAAGGUCCUUGAUCUCAGCCGAUCUAAACUGAUGACUGCGACUCCAGACUUUUCUGGUACACCAAAUCUUGAAAAGUUGAAACUUUUUUAUUGCACAAGUUUGUUGAAGGUUCAUCCAUCAAUUGGAUGCUUGGGUAGGCUUACUGACUUGAGAAUGGAAGGUUGCAGUACCCUUCAUAGUUUUCCAAGUAGCAUCUGCAAUGCAGUAUCACUUGAGAAACUAAUGCUUAAUGAUUGCAAAAGUUUCAAACAAUUCCCUGAAGAUUUGGGGAGUUUGAAGUGUUUAAGGGUGCUUCAUGCUGAUCACACUGCAAUUAAGACAUUACCCGAUUCAAUCGGGCUUCUGUGUAACCUCAUCGAGCUGCAUGUAAGUUUCUGCCCACGCCUUGUUGCUCUUCCAAGUAAUAUUUGCAAAUUGAGAUCCCUUCAAAAACUAUUUGUCACUGCAUGCUCAAAUUUGGAGCAAUUUCCUUUGGAAUUGGGUAAUAUGGAGUGCUUAAGAGAUCUUCAUGUUGGUGGAACUGCAAUAAAAAAUUUACCUGAUUCAAUUGGACUUCUGAAGAACAUUACAAUAAUAUCUGCGCAUGGAAAUUGCAGAAGCUUAGUGACUAAAUCUCAUUUUCCAUCCUUCCAGUUUCUGGCAUUACCUCGAUCUUUGAAUGCUACUAGUUUUCUGCCACCAUCUUUAUCUGGCUUACAUUCAUUAUCGAAGUUGGAUCUUAGUUACUGCAGUCUCUCUGAAUGGGAUAUUCCGGAUGAUCUCGGGGGAUUAUCCUCACUGCGUGUUCUGGAUUUACGUAAAAACAGAUUUUGUCUGCUGCCGUCCAGCCUUGGUCAACUAACAAGCCUAGAAGAACUUUUUUUGAGUCGUUGCUGGAAACUUAAAUCAAUCUUGGAAUUCCCUCCCAAUCUUCGUCACCUAAUUGCAAGGAAUUGCAGAGCAUUGGAAAACAUUCCUGAUCUAUCGAAUAUGAAGUUCUUAAACUAUUUAGAUCUUGAGAGCUGCUGCAAAUUGGUUAACAUCUUGGGUCUGGAGAACCUCAAUUGUGUGCAAGAAAUUAAUAUGGAAGGCUGCCAUUAUCUGUCCACCAGUUUUGCUUGCAGUUUGUUUCAGGGAUACUCUGGCCGUUACCUGAACUGCAAUCUUCACCUUCCAAGACGGGAGAUUCCACAUUGGUUUGAUCAUCAAAGACUUGGCUCUUCCAUUUCUUGCAUUGUUGAAACUGAUUCUGUUGAAUUGACUCUGUGGGUUGAUUAUAUACAAGAGGGCAAAGAAGUGAAAUGGAAUGGACCCGUUAUGGAGUAUAUAAGUGUGGUUCUGAACAACCAGACAAAUGGUAUAAAGUGGUUCCACUAUGGAUACCCAUGUAGAGCUUUUGAGCCUGAAGCAAAGACAUGGGUAAAUUAUGGACCUCAACCUUACCCGUUGAAAUCUGGAGACCAGAUUGAAGUUUCCUUCGAAACCCGUGGAAAUUUGAAGGUGGAGAAGUGUGGUAUUCAUCUUGCGUAUAAAUCAAUCAUCAAGGCAACUGAACGAUCUUCACCGGUCACAACAGAAAUAGAUGGGGAUAUCAGUGCUCUUGAAAUAAGCUGCAACGAGAACAAAGUUUCUAAAAGGUGGAAACCAGUUUGAUAAUUCCAGACUGAUCUUAGUUGUAUGUGGUAUGCCAGCAGUCCUCUUGCAACAAGUUGUGCAGCGUUACAGAUUUACAGGUAGACGGUCUCUGAUUCAUGAUACACGGCAUGAUAUCAAAGGAUUCAUGAACAACCGUUUUGCCAUAUGAUCCACAGGUAAACUAAAACUGAACCUUCAAACCUCACUCUCGAUAAAAGAACCUGAAAAUCUGUGUUCGCCUUCAUCCCCUUGAAAGAGACGGAAUAAAAAAAGUUCUUCGUUUUCCUUUUCGGAGAUUGGCCAAAAUAGUCAUUUCUCUUAUAUAAAUUGGUCACCUAGUCAUUCAUCUCCAUGAUUUACCCGAAUACCACUACGUGUGCAAGUCCCAUGUCGGACCUAGCUAGAAGACAACCUUUUUAUCGGAUUUGACCCAGGUCCACAAUUGCGGCAGCUAGGUCUACAAUUUAAAUUUUCUUUUUCGAGUUUUUAGCUAAGGGUCCGUUUAUUAAACACUUACCAAUGCAUAAAAAUUUUCUAAUCGGAUGAACAUGAAAAGGGUCGAGAAGCUUACCGGAUAAGAGCGAUGAGAAUGGGGUGUCUUACCCGGUAAGUGAGGAUGACGACUCUUACCCAGGUAAGCGCUUUUCCAGUAAAUUGUUGCAUUCGAUACGUUUUCGCAUCAAAAUAAAUUAUAGCGUUAACUCCUAUUGGUAAGCGCUUAUCGGGUAAGCAUUUGGAUAAACGGCCCCUAAAUCUGUAAGUGGAUGAUGUGAGACUUGCGAAAGCAGUGAUAUUUAAAUAAAUAAGGGAGAGGAACGACUACCAAUUUAUGUAAAAAUAAUGGCUAUUUUGACCUAUUUUACUUUUCUUUUCUUCUCUUCCCAAAUUCGAGACAAACGAAGAGAGGAAUAACUCGGAUUACUUUUUUCAUUCAAAAUUUCUCUAAAUUCGUUACUGUAGAAAAUGUUGAAAUAUACCUUCUUUUAUUUUCAUAUUUGUAAUGCCUUGAAUCGAAAAGGGACCAAAUUAACCAAAAAGGGAUGAUAUGUUAAAUUUUAAAACCAAAAAAUAACAGGGGUCUGAAUGGAUUUACCACAAAACAAAUGGACCUGUUUUAUAAUUAUAGAAAUUUC
Molecule: messenger RNA, 6449 nt
Organism: Cynara cardunculus var. scolymus (artichoke)
Lineage: Eukaryota; Viridiplantae; Streptophyta; Magnoliopsida; Asterales; Asteraceae
Product: TMV resistance protein N-like
Exons: 9
Coding region: 88-5334 (1748 amino acids)
Biological process (GO): signal transduction; defense response
Molecular function (GO): ADP binding; protein binding
Source: RefSeq, a predicted model, not a curated record